AUGUUGAGACCUUUUUCCAGAAGCGCACGUACUCUUGCAACAUUUGCCUCUCCUGAGUCUGUGUUGCCUAAGAAAUAUGGAGGCACUUAUACUGUUACUUUAGUUCCAGGUGACGGUAUUGGUAAAGAAAUCACCGACUCUGUCCAGACUAUUUUUAAGGAUCAGCGAGUACCUAUUGAAUGGGAAGUUGUUGAUGUCUCAGGUUUGAGUGAAGACAACCAAGGAGUCACUGAAGCUGUGAAUUCUUUGAAAAGGAAUAAGGUUGGUUUGAAGGGAAUUUUGUAUACCCCAACCAAUAAGACCAACAAAUCCUUAAAUGUCGCAUUGAGGAAGGAGUUGGACAUCUACGCAUCAUUAGUCUUGAUUAAGAACAUUCCAGGUGUAAAAUCAAGAUUGGAUGGUAUUGAUUUUGCAUUGGUGAGAGAAAACACUGAAGGUGAAUACUCGGGAUUAGAACAUCAGUCUGUUCCUGGUGUCGUUGAAUCCUUGAAAAUCAUGACUAGAUUCAAGUCUGAAAGAAUUGCAAAAUUUGCCUUCGAUUUCGCAAAGAAGAACAACAGACAAUUGGUUACCGCGAUCCACAAAGCAAACAUCAUGAAGUUGGGUGAUGGAUUGUUCAGAACAACUGUCAAAGAUGUUGGUCAAGAUUACCCUGGUAUAGAGGUAAACGAUUUGAUUGUUGACAAUGCUUCAAUGCAAGCAGUGGCCAAGCCUCAGCAAUUUGAUGUGUUAGUUACUCCCAACUUGUACGGAUCGAUUCUUUCGAAUAUUGGUGCCGCGUUGAUCGGUGGUCCUGGUUUGGUUCCAGGUGCGAACUUCGGAAGAGAGUACGCUGUUUUUGAGCCUGGUUGCAGACACGUUGGCUUGGACAUCAAGGGUCAGAAUACAGCCAACCCAACUGCCAUGAUUUUGUCUGCCUCAAUGUUGUUGAGGCAUUUGGGAUUAAACACUCAUGCAGACAAGAUUUCGCAAGCUACCUAUGAUGUCAUUGCCGAAGGAAAGGUGAGAACAAGAGAUAUCGGUGGUACGUCAACUACCACUGAGUUCACUGAUGCUAUUUUGGCCAAGUUGAACGCAUAG
Candidozyma auris is the source of this 1080-nucleotide messenger RNA. RefSeq names its product isocitrate dehydrogenase (NAD(+)) IDH1 (gene IDH1). NCBI's taxonomy places the organism in Eukaryota, Fungi, Ascomycota, Pichiomycetes, Serinales, Metschnikowiaceae. Gene Ontology annotation, molecular function: magnesium ion binding; NAD binding; isocitrate dehydrogenase (NAD+) activity. Bases 1 to 1080 code for a protein of 359 amino acids. The transcript has 2 exons. Gene Ontology annotation, biological process: isocitrate metabolic process; tricarboxylic acid cycle. The record is from RefSeq and is a predicted model, not a curated record. Gene Ontology annotation, cellular component: mitochondrion.